Micropterus salmoides (largemouth bass) is the source of this 3688-nucleotide messenger RNA. RefSeq lists its product as uncharacterized. Bases 308 to 2611 code for a protein of 767 amino acids. The record is from RefSeq and is a predicted model, not a curated record. Lineage: Eukaryota; Metazoa; Chordata; Actinopteri; Centrarchiformes; Centrarchidae. Gene Ontology annotation, molecular function: catalytic activity. The transcript has 3 exons.
UACAGAUCUGCAUGGUUUACGUGAGUCAGAUUUUCAGGUCGGAAAAUCCCUGAUAUGAUGAUAUUUUGGCUCCUACACUUUGGUCAACCUGGUUGUUUUUAUACUUACUUUAUAAAUAAAGUUGGAUUGAAAGAUCCUCUUCAGGAUUUUCUAUCAUGCUUCACGGUCUUCAUCAGCAGAAAGUUUGCUCACUUGUCACGGAGAUGUAUAAGCUGCACCAAAUAACUCCUCUGACUUUCUUCUUUCAGACCUGAUUCAGUUUUCUGCUCUCAGCUCAGAGGAUCCAGAGGACACAGUGACCUCCAUCAUGGCCACCACUGACCUGCUGCAGGACCUGAUGUUAGACGAUCCAGAGGACACAGAGACCUCCAUCAUGGCCACCACUGACCUGCUGCAGGACCUGAUGUUAGACGAUCCAGAGGACACAGAGACCUCCAUCAUGGCCUCUGCUGACCUGCUGCAGGACCUGAUGUUAGAGGAUCCAGAGGACACAGAGACCUCCAUCAUGGCCUCUGCUGACCUGCUGCAGGACCUGAUGUUAGACGAUCCAGAGGACACAGAGACCUCCAUCAUGGCCACCACUGACCUGCUGCUGGAGCUGAUGUUCUCCUGGAUCCAGCAGAGGGAGCUCUGUGCAGAGCAGCUGAAGAAACUGGCCCAGGAGCUGGAGUCUCUCAGGGAGAAAUGCAACGUCAGUGAAUGUGUUGGCAGCUCACUGUCGGUGGUUGGAGCUGCAUGUGCGAUCGGGGCCAUUUUGUUCCCCGGCAUAGCAGCCUCUCAACUUAUAAGUCAGUUGGGUUCAGCGUCCUCAGGUGUGGGUGUCCCCAUAUCUAUGUUGACUAAACUCACUGAGCACCUCUUAUCCAGUAGCACCAUGAAAGAGGCGCAGAAGAUAGAAGAGCAGAGCAACAAAGUUUCAGAUAAAAUCCAGACACUGUUCCAGCAGCUGAAAGCGGAGGUGAAGAGCAGGAGUCCCUCUGCAGACCCAGAUGAACUGGACCGAAACACCAUGACAGAGAUUCUGAGAGCCACGGGCCGACGCUGUGGGCUGAAGGGGGAGAUCAAUGUGCCACAGUUUUAUUUUGAUGCAGGACCAGGAUCCAUGGGGGUCAUCCAGAGCCCCCUGAAACGAUAUGCAGCGAUAGUUGGAAUUGCCAGUAUUUUAACAUUUUUCUCAUUUCAAGUUAGCGGGAAAAGAUGUAAAUCUUUGUUUGCUAAAGGAGCCAAACAUCUCAUCAAACAAAUGUCUACAAUUGGAUUCAGAACUGCUGUUAAAGGAGCCGUGGUUGUGGGAGGAGCUGUAGGACUGGGGUUUGCACUUUCUGAGGUGAUUGACAACUGGACAGACCUGAUCAAGAAUAAUCAUGUGACUGAAGCGAGCCAAUCACUGAGAGAUACAGCUGACGAACUUCUGAAGAUCAGCCAGACACUGAGGGAACAGUUUGACAACAUCAAGAAGAUGUUUGAGCAGAUGGCUACGGGUCAGCGAGAACAUGAGGAAAACAGGAAACAGAAGACUGAAACAGAUCAAAGACACGAGGACGAGCAGAGAAGUGGUCAAACUGAGCAGAGCAGAGACGAGCAAGAGGGAGGAAGUCAGGAAAAUGAGCUGACAGGAAGUGGGCAGCAGGGAGGGAGCGAUCAGGAGGAUGAGGAUGAAAGGGUUAAUGAAGGCGAUGAAACAGUGGAGGAGGAAGAGAGUGAAACAGAUGAAGAAAGCGAUCAGGAGGUUUUUAAUACAGAUGAUGAGACAGUGAAGAUUAAAUGGAAUCCUAACGAUGAUGAAACAAUGAUCAAGCGUAGAAAGAACUUUAUGAAGAACCCAGGACCUCCUGGAACUUUAAGGUUGGCGUUACUUAAUGUUCGAUCGUUGAACGCGAAAUCAAUGAACAAACUACAGAUGAUCUUAGACAUCAUAUUAGGGUUGACACUGGACGUCUUUCUCAUAACAGAGACGUGGUUAACACAAAGCAACGCAGCCACAGUCCUUUCUGACAUUUUACACAUUGCAGGCCUAAAUGCUCAUACUUUUGAAAGGGAUGGGAGAGGGGGAGGGGUGGCUAAUAUGUUCCUACAGAAUUUGCAUGGUAAACAAAUUAUUAUUAUCGAAGCACCCAUAACCUUUGAAUAUGUUGCCACAGAACUGAAACGUAAAGAGUGGACCGAGCCGCUCCUGAUGAUCAAUGUGUAUCGCCCACCGACAAACGAUAAAUUCAGUGUCUUUCUGAAAGAGUUUCAAAAGCUCUUGGAUGAGGUUUCUAAAACAUACAGCAGCAUCAUUGUGACUGGCGAUUUCAACAUCCAUGUUGACGAUAAAAAUAGUUCCUAUACUAAAAGAUUUUCAAAAUUUCUGAAGAAAAAUAAACUUCUUCAGCAUGUGAAGUGGCCAACACACCGGGACGGUCACACUCUGGAUCUGGUCCUCACCAGAAACGUUGAAAUCUCUGGUCUCUUUGUCUGGAAUGAGGGAGUCUCAGAUCAUUUCACCAUUAACUUUGAUGCAAAGCCAAAGGAAAAGGAUCAAGAUGAGUCAAAAGAAAAGAAUCAAGAUGAGUCAAAAGAAAAGAAUCAAGAUGAGUCGGCAAAACGAUUAAAAAAGAAGGAAGAGUAGAAAAUAUCUCAGGUUUAGGAAGACAGAGCAGAUUCAACUCUGGCCUUAAGAAUAUUAAGAAAGAACAUUUUAAAGUGAAUCUCCUCUAAGUGAAAAUAGCCUCUCUAGCUAGUGAUGGAUUUCCUAAAGUAACUGUGGUGGAUCUACAGGCCUACUGGUUUUACUGGUAAAUUAAUUUACUGCAAAGAUUUAAUUUCACCUGAUAAAACACUAUUUUUUCUUGAUUUUAUUUUUAAUAUUGAAACAAACAUGUUUCUAAAAGACAUGUAAUGAAAUAAGUCAGGAAGAAUAGGAUCUGAAACUGAAACCAAAGGUGAAGUAUUUGAGAAAGUACUCCAUAUAUCUGUAUUGUAUACUUGUAUAUAAGUUGUGUUACACGGAGCAGGUUGAGUGUGAGGCCGAAGCGUUUGGGGCUGCGGCCUGAUGAAGCUGAAGAGCUGCAGAAACACAAAGGCUUAAUGUAACAUGAGGACAGGAUGAUGAUGAAGCAGGAACAAAGAGUCCCGACGUGUCCUCCAGCUUCAGAAGGUUGUAGAUCCAGCUGUUGAUGACAUCUGGCUCACUUUUCGUCUCUCUGAAAGUCUAACGGGUCCCAGCAGCGACAGGCAGAGGCUGCAGAGAGCCGUCUGUUUUUAUGGGAAGUUCAAGUCAGGAGGAAACUGUCAACAUACUGAAUCAGAGUUCUGGUUUCCUGGUUCACUCUGGAAACAGCUGAAGGAACAUCAGAACUUCUGAACACUUUUUCUGACCUGGUACUUGGUUAAUAUUGUUGUUGACUAAAAAGAUUUCAUGGUUGCUGUUUAAAUUCUGACAAUGUGUUUGGAUGUGUGAACGAUAUCAGCAGGAUUCAGUAACUGGGAUCAUUUCUUCUCUCUGAAGGAGAAGAGCUCACUGACAGAUUCUGACAGGUCUGUGACCAACGUUUGAGAGAAACAGGCCUAGAAAGUCUUAGAUCUUUGAGUUCAGCUCACGAUGAAUGGGGGCAAAAAUAAAAGUGUUGCCUUUAUAAUUUUGUUCAGUGUAUAACGCGUGAUGUCAUCUGUAUAACGUGUGAUGUCAUCUCUAUAACGUGUCAUU